Molecule: messenger RNA, 7436 nt
Organism: Esox lucius (northern pike)
Lineage: Eukaryota; Metazoa; Chordata; Actinopteri; Esociformes; Esocidae
Gene: wscd2
Product: WSC domain containing 2
Exons: 10
Coding region: 1139-2845 (568 amino acids)
Source: RefSeq, a predicted model, not a curated record
AAAUUCAGUAGGCAGGACUGUCCGCCUGUGUGGAGCGCGGAGCGCUCUUACCUCUGGUGUACGCGGUCCGCAGGGCUGUUUGACAGGCGGUCUGAACGCUGACAGAAUAGACAGGUCGCUUCGCCGCGACACGUUGCCUGCAUCAUACCUACUUUGACCUAAAUAUAUUGCCGUGGUGUGUCAUGGUCUCCUGGCUGCCGUGAUCAUCAUAAUUCGGAUUCAAGGACCAUAUUCCGCCUUCUCUUCUUGCUAAAAUGCGAGUGGCAGCAUACACUCAUGAAUUGCGUUUUGAACGGGACCGAUGUUGGUUUUACCGCGAUUGAGAAUAUUAAGUCACAGAGGACAGACACACGUACGUUAUGCUGAAUCCGUGAAUUAGUUAUCUCAAUGUAUUCUCAACAUUUAGACUACAGUUGGAUAUUUUGCCAUGAGUUUCUGACCAAUUUUCACGGACCAAGAUGCAUAAGAGCUGUUUUCAGUUACCAGCGCAUAGGUUCAGUCAAAGAUCUCCGACUAUACCAUAACGGAUAUUUUUCUCAGAUUUGGAAUUAUUUUUCAUAACUCUUCUUUCUUCAAGUGCUGCCUCUGGACAGUUUGUGAGUUGUGAGUACAGCUAAUGUGAAACAUUUUCCUUCCCCAAGUGGCAAGUCACAACCUCCUUCACAGACUGCGACAGUGAAUGGACAGGGGGUAUCAGGGCGAAGACUGAAUCAAGCCUUCUUGCAUCUGCACAGCAGGGGAAGUGUCUCGUUUGAGUGGUGGGAAGCAUCGGAGCUGCUGCCGUGGUCAUUGGUCUCAUCCACUCACCUGUCCUGUAAUGGCCCCCCCGGCAGCGCUCUGUCCUCUUGAUGCCCUCUCAGUGGGAACGUAGAGAGACACACACACACAGGAGCCACUCUCCGACACCAUAGACGGCACACCUUCAUGGGGACAAAACUCAUCCAGAGAUCCUAUACACACAUACACACACACACACCUUUUUAACCUGAGAAAUAAUAAAUGUUUCCACCCGGAUUUGAAUUUCCUAUUGUGACUCACUGUCCUGUGUGAUAGGACCUUUAGUUUUCAGGGUCCUGCUCCGCUACUUUAUGUUUUUGUGUCCUUGGGGCGUUUUAACGGAGUGGCAGGGGGAGCCAGCAUGGCCAGACCUCUGCUAAAGAUCCAGCGCUACUUCCGGAGGAAACCAGUGCGCUUCUUCUCCUUCAUCCUCCUCUAUCUGACAGCUGGGAGCCUCGUGUUCCUGCACUCGGGUUUCGUAGGGGACAGUUCAGCAGGAGCUAAUAGGGGACGGGACCCCCUGCUGGCGUCUCAGUUGGGGAAAAGGGUGGCAGAGGGGGCACAGAUGAAUGGGAGGGUGUUCAAAGAGACGCGCAGACCCACCCUGCGUAGGUAUGGCCCUCCCUGGAUGAAAAGAGCUGCUGGGAAGGACAGCCAUGACUGGGAAGGCCGAGGAGGAGACUACACAAGCAGCUGGAACCGAGCACUCAAAGGACGCAACGCCAAAGAUCUGGAUGAUGGACGAGCAAAGUACAUUGGCUGCUAUAUUGACAACACAGCUAAAAGAGCACUCAGGGGAGUGUCCUUUUUUGACUACAAGAAAAUGACGGUCUUCCGUUGCCAGGACAACUGUGCUGAAAGGGGCUACCUCUAUUCAGGCCUAGAGUUUGGGGCAGAGUGCUACUGUGGCCACAAGAUCCAGGCCCCCAACGCCUCUGACAGUGAAUGCAACAUGGAGUGUAAGGGCGACAAGGGAAACCUGUGUGGUGGUGCCAAUCGCCUGUCCAUCUAUCGACUGGAGCUCAGCCAGGAGUCACUGCGCCGUUAUGGUAGUGCCAUUUUUAAGGGGUGCUUCCACAGGCCUGACAAUGUCACCCUGGCCCUGCCCAUCAGCGCUGUCAUCCAGAACAUGUCAGUGGAGAAAUGUGUGGACAUGUGCACAGAGAAGGAGCUACCCCUAGCAAUCCUAGCUGGAGACAUGUGUCUCUGUGGUUACCCCACCCGUCACUUCACCCUCCAUGAGAUGGAAGAGGAGGACAUGUGCUUGCACCGCUGCCAUGGCGAGGAGUUUGAAAGUUGUGGAAAUGACGAGUACUUUGUGGUGUACCAGACACAGGUCCAAGAUAAUCGCUGCAUGGACAGACGCUUCCUCCCCACACGUUCCAAGCAGCUGAUAGCUCUGGCCAGCUUCCCUGGGGCUGGCAACACCUGGGCCCGCCACCUCAUAGAGCUUGCCACAGGCUUCUACACAGGCAGCUACUAUUUUGAUGGUUCCCUCUACAACAAGGGCUUCAAAGGGGAGCGAGAUCAUUGGCGUAGUGGUAGAACAAUCUGCAUUAAAACACAUGAGAGUGGCAAGAAAGAGAUUGAAGCCUUUGAUGCCAGCAUCGUCAUGAUCCGCAACCCUUAUAAGGCUCUGAUGGCUGAGUUCAACCGCAAGUAUGGUGGCCAUAUUGGAUUUGCUUCACAGGCCCACUGGAGAGGGAAAGAAUGGCCUGAGUUUGUUAAGAAUUAUGCUCCUUGGUGGGCAUCUCACACACUGGACUGGCUGCAAUAUGGGAGGAAUGUCCAUGUGGUCCACUUUGAGGAGCUUAAGAGGGAGUUGUUCUCUAAGCUCAAGGGUAUGGUCCUGUUUCUGGGCCUGGAGGUAGCUGAGGACCGCCUACUCUGCGUAGAGGGACAGAAGGAUGGUAACUUCAAGCGCUCCGGCCUACGUAAACUGGAUUAUGACCCAUACACACCGGAGAUGCGGGCAAGCAUUGAUGAGCUAGUCAUGACUGUAGACUCUGCCCUAAAGAAGAGGAACAUGGCUGGGGUGCCAAAGGAGUACCGACCAACUCUGAGAUGAUACAUCCUCUUUCUUGCUACCCUUCUCUUCUUGCUAUCUUGCUCUUUCUCUUUCCUUAUCUAUAGCCUGUUUCUCCAGCUCUCUGCACAUGCAACUGUUUCUGUAAUACAGUGGCAUCCACUUGAUACAAGGCUAAGGGGUUAGAUGUGUCUCAGUAUUCGUAAAUAUAUCUAGAAAAUCUGUGCGUAUAUUCAUCACUACUCACAAAUAAAAAUAGGAUUUGUAAAUGUGAAGAGAAUUUUUUCACUUUUUUCUUCGAUCGACAAGUUCUCGUGUGCGUAGUUUCAGUCAGAGGGCUCGCUUGGUGGGGCUUAUGGAAUAUCCGGGCUGGAGCCUGAUAGAUUGGAGUCUAUAGGUAGCUGAGACACCUUUUUCCUGAAAUGUGAGUAUAACGUUUAUUUGUAUAACAAUAUUUGACUGCGUGUUUUCGACUUCAGGCGACUAACUAAAGUACGGUUAGUUAUGUCAGCCUACAUCUGGUUGGCUAGCUAUCCAGCUAGUAGGCUACGUAUUUAGAGAUGAUGUUUUUAUUUACAAAAUAUUUUUUCAAAUUUACAAAUCCUAUUUUUAUUUGUGAAUUGUGAUGAAUAUACGCAUGGAUUUCAUAGAUUUAUUUAUGAAUAUUGAGACACAUCUAACUCCAUACAAGGUAUUCAAAUAUUAGUUACAAAAAAUAUUUAGCCCAAAAAAUCUACAUUAACUAAAAACUUUUAUUCUAUUGCUCUUUACCUCUUCUUACCUUUCUUUAUUUGUUUGACUUACAGACAUGAAAUCUUUUAAAACACACAUCAUACUGUUCACAGCAUAAUAGGUUAAUAUGCAUUCAAAUACGGACCAAUCAAAAGCACUUCCCCCUCUAUGCACAUACUGUAUGUGAACUAUGCCUUAAUUUACAUGAAGGUAUAGUAGCUGUGCAUUAGGGUUGGAUUAUUGUCAGACAACCACAAAACUCUAAUUCCUUUUAAUCUGAAUGGGAUGAAGAAGCACUGUUAAAGUCUAUUAAAAUGAUUACGUCAUGAAAGAGUAUCUGCUGCUAUUACUAUCAGAUUAAGAGAAAGAAAUGCUCUAAUGAACUGUUUUGAAAUGUCACAAAACCUUCAUGAUUAGUUUUUUCAAAUAUAUUUUUUUGAUUUACAAUAUGUAUACCUCCACUUGCUGAAUACUGUAUGUUUUAGAGCUACUGGACUUAACAUGGAUGUGCUCAAAUCAUUACUAUCCAUAUAAAAGUGGUAAUGAAUGGGACUGAACGCCGUCUGUCCCCCAUCCUGCGUACCCACCAUGAGGACAGAUCUUCACUCUUCUUUUCAUGAUCGACUCAUCGGUUGCUUGUUCCCCCAUCUCCUAGGCAGUUACCCGGUCAUGCAUAACACACUUAUUGUGCAUUUAUUGAGCAUAGUUUUCUUUUGUAAACUACACCAUUUUGAAUCUUCUAAAUGCCUCUGUAGUCCGAAUUGCUUUAUAAGGUGGUUUCCAACAACAUGAUACUGUUGUGCCUCCCUGUCAGCUGACUGUUGGAUUUAAUAUGAAAUGUAAGGAAAAUAAAAUGUAGGAGUAAUAUCAUAUAUUAUUGGUAAUAUGAAUGAUAUUUGAUAUUAAACUUGCAACUCAAUGCAUCCCCUGAAGCAUUAGUGUUUUAACUGCAUUUCAUGCAACUACUGUGUCAGUGCAAUGCAUUGAUGGUACAGAUUAUCAUUUGGCUUAUAGAUACGAACGGGAGAACAUUGUCUUUUAGUAUUACUGAUAUGCCACCUCAUUAUGUGGCCAAGACAUCUAAGAUGGCUGAGUUCUCAAACAUACCCACAUAGUGUAAUUGAACGUUUCAUAUGACGAGUUGUUACAUUUGUAACAGGAGAGACACAGGGAAGAGACACAGAGGGUGUUCAGCGCUCUGGAGGGCAUUAUAUUUAUUAAACAAGAAGGGUGAUGCGAGGGAGAAAUUAAACCCAGAAGACAAACCCCUUUUAUGGGGAGGACGCUUUGACUCAGGUGCAGCCUCCCGGUGGUGGUUUGGGAGGAAUGGGUGCUGGCAGUCGUAACAUGGGCUGCCCCCGACACCCUCCUCCACCUCACCUGGUUCCACAUUUUCUUUCUCUUUGCUUAUGGCCUCAGCCACAAAAUACUCCCUGGGAGAUCUUAAACACCUCCCCAGAUCCAAGUAGGUCCAAAUAGGAGGCAGCUGUGUAGGGGCGAGGCUGGCCAUGCUGGCUGCUCCCGGAAGAUCCCGGAAGCUACUAGCAUGCUCUGUUUCGGGCGUUGGUGUGAUGCUAAUUAACAGGGUGUGGGUGCAUUUGUGCCACACAUUUAAAGUGUAUGGAGAGCGCAGUAUAAUGUGUCAAUGAGUAUGAUUGACUUAAUAAAGGUACAUGAUACAGUGCAACUUCCAUACCUUACAGCAAAAACACAGUAAUGUGUCUUCUGCUAAUUUCUACCUCUCACCUCCAGACAGUUCACAUUAUACAUGCAGUUGAGAAGAGCACAGGGUCAAGUUGCUGUGCAGUGCCUGAAUGAAGAGUAGGUUCUGGGGUAAAGGGCCUUAAGGGCACAACAGUAGAGGAAUGUCUUGUUGAUGUGAGAACCAACCACCUAUGGCCACUGAUCCAGAUACAUUGUCUCUGGGUUACUGGACUUAACCGCUGCAGUUAUUUAAAUAUUUGUGUUUCACGAUUUAAGUUGAAUAUGACGGUAAGCAAAAUAAGAAAACCCUCUAAGCUGCUUGUGUACAUAGCCAUCUAAUUCCUCCCGAGCUGUUAAAGCAGAAAUGUCUGCCGGCACAGAUGCGCAAGAUUCAACCUGACUGAGUUUACCCUAUUAGAUUGCACUAAAUAUAAUAGAUAAUUAUUUUGUAAUAUUGUAAUUGAAUCAACAAAUUAUACAUCCCUUUUAAAUGCAACAAACCAAAAAUAAUGUAACUGCAAGACUGAGAUUAUUUGUGUAGGCAGAGACCACACUUAGAGUUGUAUUUACUGUGGUCCAGUAGCGGUUGUUCUAACCAGUGAGUGAAUGCGCUCUCCUAACCAAGUGUGUAAAGGACAUUUGUUAAUAGUCUUUGCUUGUUAGCAAGUUAUUAGACCAGGAAUUGGUUGAAUAUUGGUUAGCAAUGGCGAACUAACUGCUUCCUAUAACAGCACAAAAUGUAUAGCCUAGGCCAGGGCAGGGCAAACGUUUUGGCUCAGUGGCCACAUCAGGUUUUUGAAAUUAACUGGAGGGGCACAUUUGUGUUGCAAUUUGUUAAUCAUAAAUGAUUUGCAAGCCAGAAAAGGGCAAUAAUUAAAACAUUUAUACAGUAGGUCCGUUAUAAUGUCUAAAUACUUUAAAUUCAGAUUCAGAUGUACAAGAAUGGGCUGCUGAGUUAUGUUUUACUUCCCCUCAAAACUAGUUAAGACGGAAUUGCCUUGCGGGCCGGAUGGAAUUGGCCUUAGUUUGCCCAUCCCUGGCUAGGCCUACAUUUGAACCUGUUUUUUAAACGUCAGGUAAAGAGCAUAAAACCUGUAUUGUGUCAUUCUCUGUAUUUUUAUUCUCUGUGGUAAAAAUAACUAAUUUUGUAUAGUGGUUUCUUGCAUCGUGCAACUCAAUACAAUGCAAUUUAUAUUUACAUAUAUGGCCCAUGGUGUUACAGAUCAAGCCCUAGCUUUUUAAAGUCUCUGCCUGCAAUGAACACCACAUAUACUGAAGUCAAUAUCAUAGAAUUCAAAGCAACUUCUAUGUAAAUGUUUAAUGGGAUUUGCUUUCUCAUUUUUUUUAUUUUUUUUUGCUGGGCACUAAGCUGCCUAUAUUAUGCUUAAAUAUCCAAUAGCCAAUCGAAAACAGUUUAAAACUGUUAUAUCACAAAGCUGGUUCAGCCUCAGUGUUCACUGUAAUAACGCAUGUGACAGUUGCACAGAAUUUUCACAACUUUCACAUUUAUGCUUUAGAUCACCAGAAUGUGUUCACUGUCCCAAAUAAAUUGAGAGAACAUUGACUGUAAGGCACAUAACUGAAGGUUUACCAUCCAGGUGUCGGGUGGUAAGUUACGAUGAAAUACUGUGAAUCACAUUAGAUUACUUUUUACUCAGUUCACCUUUUUUCCUUGAUAUACAACCCCUGAAUAAUCUGUGAGGUGUUCUAGUUAGAUUUUGUACACCCACAACGUAUUCUAGACUGAAGUGCAUGUCUAUUUGAAACAUGACUGCAAUGAAAGAAAAAAUAUACUAUUAUAUAAACACUUCUAUUUUUAUAGUAUAUGCAACAUAAAAUAAAACCAUAUUUGUAAUUCAACACGUUUAAUGGGAGAGAUCAAUUCUAUUUUUGACACAGGCUUUCACUUUGAGUGUCGCAUGGUUGUAUUGACAGGCUGGCACUAUCUGAAAAGGGGCAUCACAUUUGAAUGUAUUUUGUAUUGAAUGAAUGUAAUGUGAUUAUACCCAAUACAUAAGAAAGUAAUGGACAGAGAUUUCAAAUAAACAUGCCAUCUGAAAGAAUGGUUUUGUCACCGUAAAAGUACAACACAACCAGGAAACAUUAACAUUUCUUAUUGGUGGUUUAGUGAAGAACACAUGAUUUUGUGUUACAUUAAUGUAGUUAUUCCUCUAAUAAAUGUUUCUUAAUACUCUGA